Molecule: messenger RNA, 1500 nt
Organism: Beauveria bassiana ARSEF 2860
Lineage: Eukaryota; Fungi; Ascomycota; Sordariomycetes; Hypocreales; Cordycipitaceae
Product: acetyl-hydrolase-like protein
Exons: 2
Coding region: 1-1500 (499 amino acids)
Molecular function (GO): hydrolase activity
Source: RefSeq, a predicted model, not a curated record
AUGGUCUUGCAGGCCGACACCGACCCCAAGGUCACCCGGGAGCUGAUCCGGUCGGCCAAGACCAAGUACGCGUGGAACGCCGUCCGCCGCAUCCCCCUGGCCGCCUGGGUGGCCACGCAGCACGCGCUGGGCUGGUCGGAGCAGUCGCAGUACGUCGACCUGUGGACGCGCCUCGUCGUCGGCGUCGGCCAGUCCUUCUUCUCCGGCCAGGACGGCCCCACGUCCAUUGCCGAGCUGCAGGCCAUGACGCUGCGCCCGCGGAGCGUCCCCGGCCAGACGUGGAUCAGCAGGUACACGUCGCCGCCGCCGCCGGAAUCGGGCGCCGUGGACGCCGUCAUGGCGGCUGUUAGCAGCAUGGUGCGCCUCGACGCGGACGCGGCGCGGCUGACGCGGACGCCGGGGUAUGUUCCCGUCGAGGCUGAGUGGACGGGCUACAGGCCCGGUGCGCAGGGGGCGGCUUUGCCGGAUAUUUCGGAACAGGAGAGGUUUGGUGAGAUGAUGAAGGAUGUCACGGACCCGACGACGAUUCUGUAUCUUCAUGGAGGCGGGUACUUGAUGCUGGAUCCCAAGUCGCACAGGCCGUUUCUGCAGCAGUUGUGCAAGCGUACAGGUGGCCGUGGCUAUUCGGUGCGAUACCGUCUCUCGCCCCAAGCAGUCUUUCCGGCGGCGCUGUUGGACGCCUUUGUUUCUUACUUGACCUUGUUGUAUCCGCCUCCUGGCGCAUUCCACGAUCCUGUGAAACCAGAGCACAUUGUCCUUGCUGGAGAUAGUGCUGGGGGCAACUUGACUCUAUCUUUACUACAGCUGCUUCUAGAACUGCGACGCAACAGCGUCCGCGUAGCUUGGCACGGGGAGCAGCGCGACAUUCCUCUUCCCGCCGGCGCCGCCUGCAACUCGCCGUGGCUCGACGUCACGCACAGCCUUAUCCCCUACGGAGGCGACAAGCCGCUCAAGUACGACGUGACCUCGCUGCCCGUCCCCGAGACCGGAUGGAUGCCCAACACGCGCGACGACCACAUCUGGCCCGCCACUCCUCCGCGCCUCAACUUUUACGCCGACGACCACCUCGUCGCGCACCCGCUCGUCUCCGUCAUCGGCACCCGACCCGAGGACUGGGCCGGAUCGCCGCCCCUUUACAUUUGCACGGGGUGGGAGCACCUGGGCACCGAGGCGCGCGUGUUUGCGCGCCGCCUCGCCACCGCCAAGACGGACGACGUGCCGGUCGUCGUGUUUGACGACUACGAGGCCAUGCCGCACUGCUUCGCGCUCAUCAUCCCUACCACGGCGACGGCGGAGCACUGCUGGAGAGGGUGGUCGGGUUUUAUCAAGCGCUGCGUCAAUGAGCCGGGGCAGAUCAAGAGCAAGGCGACUCGGAUCAAACCAAAGACGCUUGUUGAAGAGGAGGUGGAUUUUGAGGAGCUGUUGGAGAUGAGCGACGACGAGGCGCGGGCUAUUUUUGACUCGCAGAAUUCCCCUUUCAAGGUUGCACCUCGUUUAUAA